UCAUUCCUCUCUCUCUCUCCACUUUCUCACUCCUCUCUCACUUUCUCCCUCCUCUUUCUCUCUCCACUUUCUCACUCCGCUUCCCACUGCCCACCAUUUUUGAAGACGACCCAAGACCAGAGCGAAGGAGGAAUAAUAAAAAAAUGAAAUAAAGAAAUCCUGUGUAUUUCUUCCCUUCCACUGUUGCUGCUCUUCCCACAGAAUCUGAGUCAGCGGAGCCUCUCAGUUGGUUGUCAUUCCCCUGUCAUCUCUUUUUGAAGCAAAACUGUGUCUCUCUCUCUCUCUAGAUCUGCCUCCUUUUUCAUUAUGGAGAAGUGGAAAAACGGGAGAGAGAGGGAGACAGGCGAUGGAUACCAUUUGCGGUGAAUGAGGGUUGGUGGCUUGGGAGGAGGGCGUCAAUGGGGGCGAGGCCAUUCUGUCUCAUCGUGCCCCGUCGAGCUGAUGAAAUGCAGAGGUUUAGCUCUCUCUUGGAUGGAUUUCCGUGAAACCUGGAUCUCGCUGAUUGUGAUGCUUAGAUCAUAGCCAUGAUGCAGCUGGCUCUGAUAAUGUGCUUGUUGUUGCUUUCUUGGCCAUGCCUGCUUCAUGGUGGGUCUUCCUUACAAGGAACUUAUCAUCCUCUACGCCAUCACUUAGUUCAACAAAUGGGUCAUUCUUCGAUCGCAUUUCCACCACUAAAUCAAGGAUUUAGAUUUCCCCAUGGAAGUUCAGAGUCGACUUUAUCAUCACAAAGAAGCUCCGCUGGACAUAUACCAUGGAUACAACCUACCAAAGAGUUUAUUCCAUCAAUGAAAUUUCAGAACUACAAAGGAAAACAAAAUUUGGGACCCUCACCUGCACCUACAUUCCCUCCUGAGGGCUCUUUUGUUAGUCCCAGCAGUAACCCACCGGAACAGUACGAGAUUUUACCUGGCACUGUUUCAGCCCCAACAUUUACCCCUUCAUAUGAUUGUGAUCAGGUUACUUGUUCUGAUCCACUCACCUCAACUCCAAUUGGAUCACCAUGUGGCUGUGUGCUCCCCAUGCAAGUUGAACUAAGCCUUGGUGUGGCACCAUAUGCUGUGUUCCCUCUUGUUGAGGAGCUAGAGAUUGAGGUUGCAGCAGGUACAUACCUGAAGCAAAGUCAAGUGAGGAUUAUGGGUGCCAAUGCUCUCAGUCAAGAUCAGGAGAAAACAGUAGUGAAUAUCGACUUGGUGCCACUUGGAGAGAGGUUUGAUAACACUACUGCUUUACUAACUUACGAUAGGUUCUGGAGAAAGAAGGUGGUUAUUGAUAAGAUCCUCUUUGGUGAUUAUGAGGUUAUCUAUGUCCGUUAUCCAGGGCUCCCUCCAUCACCGCCAUCCUACUCUGCGAAUGGAUCUAUUGCGGCUGGUCCUGGUUCAAUUUUUGGAAGUCAUGAAGAACCUUUAGGAGUUGAUGCUGAAAAUAGGGGUGGAAAAAUGAGUAGUGGAACAAUCGCAGUUGUUGUCUUAUCAUCGGUCGUUGCCUUCUUGAUUUGUUUUGGGCUUCUUUGUAUUAUUCUUUUGAAAUGCAACAAGAUGGGAAGAUCUGCUCCUGCUGUCGGGCCUGUUCCAACAUCAUCUAUCACCAAAAGAUCUGGCUUGAAAUCCAUGUUAUCAAGUAGUUUAGCAAGCUCAAUAUCUAUGUCUCUUGCUUCCAGCAUGGCAACUUGCAUGCACUCAGUGAAGCCAUUUUCUAGUGAGCUUGAGAAGGCCACAGACAGAUUUAGUUCAAAGAACAUACUUGGUGAGGGAGGCUUUGGGCGUGUUUAUCGUGGAAUCGUGGAGGAUGGUACCGAAGUUGCUAUCAAGGUGCUCAUAAGAGAGGACCAUAGUGGUGGCUGUGAGUUUAGAUCAGAAGUUGAAAUGCUAAGCCGUUUACAUCACCGAAACCUUGUCAAAUUGAUUGGUAUAUGCACCGAGAAACAUAGUCGCUGCUUGGUAUAUGAACUUGUCCAUAAUGGAAGUGUUGAGUCUCAUUUGAAUGGUCCACAAGACAAAAGGUCGCAGCUUGACUGGGAUGCAAGGAUGAAGAUUGCUCUUGGUGCUGCUAGAGCUCUUGCAUACCUUCAUGAAGAUUCUAACCCUCGUGUCAUACACCGUGAUUUCAAGGCCAGCAAUGUUCUUCUUGAAGAUGACUUCACUCCUAAGGUCUCAGACUUUGGAUUGGCAAGGGAAGCUUCAGAAGGAAGCCGACACAUAUCUACUCGGGUGAUGGGUACUUUUGGGUACGUUGCCCCUGAGUACGCCAUGACAGGGCAUCUCCUCGUCAAGAGUGAUGUCUAUAGUUAUGGUGUGGUGCUUUUGGAGCUACUUUCUGGGAGAAAACCAGUCGAUAUGUCCCAACCUCAGGGACAGGAGAACCUUGUCACGUGGGCCCGCCCCUUGUUAACCACCAAAGAAGGACUUUCCCUGCUAAUUGAUCCAUGUCUUGCUGGAAAAUAUGAGUUUGAGGACAUGGCCAAAGUCGCGGCCAUUGCUUCAAUGUGUGUCCAGCCCGAGGCCUCUCAAAGACCAUUCAUGGGAGAAGUGGUCCAAGCCUUAAAACUUGUUUACAAUGAUUCCGAAGAUAGUUGUAGCAAUGAUGGCCAAAGCCAGAGGGAUGACUCAUCCCCUGGUCUAGAUUCCGAGCUCAAGGGCAAUCUCAAUAACAGCUGGUCAAAUGGGGGGACCCCAUUUUAUAGAUACAAUUGUAAUGCUCCAUCAUUUGUGACUAUGGAGUAUAGUUCAGGACCUUUGGAUGAAAUGGAUAGGCCAUUAUCUGCGUCAACUUUGGUGGGGGCCAGGAAGGGAGGGUCAAUUGGAGAGCCGCACAUUGGUUCGGGUCCACUGAGGACAACGCGUAGUAAGCCUGCUUUUUACAGGUUGAGGGAGAGUAUUAGUGAGCAUGGUUUCUUCUCGAGGCAUAUUGGGGGUGAUGCAUUCUGGGUUUGAGAUUGCGGUGUCGAUUCUUUUACCUUCAAAAGUGUACAGUAUUGAGAGGAAAGAGCUUCUGCCUGCAGCCUGCCUGAUUGUGCUUUUAGCUGUCUUGGGUGGUGAUGUAUUAUUGUUUUUGUGCAAUAUAGUGAGUGACGGAGUUGUGGCCGUUGGUUUACUGACCUUUUGUUCAGGGAGGGAGGUCAAGGCUGUUCUUAUUUAUUUUGAAAUAUCCAUUUCUUUUACUCUCUCUGCAAUUGCAUUUGACUUCAAUCUCAUUCUUUGGGAUAACUAUC
Amborella trichopoda is the source of this 3208-nucleotide messenger RNA. RefSeq names its product Protein kinase superfamily protein (gene ALE2). Gene Ontology annotation, molecular function: protein kinase activity; ATP binding. Lineage: Eukaryota; Viridiplantae; Streptophyta; Magnoliopsida; Amborellales; Amborellaceae. Gene Ontology annotation, biological process: protein phosphorylation. The record is from RefSeq and is a predicted model, not a curated record.